AGUGCUUUGUGUGGGGUGCGGAAGCUAAGGUUAGGAGGUGUGUGCUCUGCAUAGUGGGACAGUAGCAAGUUGUAUAAGUCAAGUGCGUUUGGAAACGUCAGACAUGGCAGAGGGCGAUAACAAGAGUGCGAAUCUUCUAGCUCAGGAGACAGCUCAGUUGGAGGAACAGCUGCAAGGAUGGGGCGAGGUUAUUCUGGCCGCUGAUCAGUUCUUGCGCUGGGAGAAGGCCUGGUUCCCUGGUGCCCUGAUGGGGGUUACCACGCUCCUCUUCACACUCAUCUACUACUUGGACCCGUCUGUGCUGACCGGCCUAUCCUGUACUGUGAUGAUCCUGUGUCUGGCUGACUAUCUGGUUCCCACCCUUGCUCCCCGAGUCUUUGGCUCCAACAAAUGGACCACCGAGCAGCAGCAGCGUUUCCAUGAGAUCUGUGGGAAUCUGGUGAAGACCCAGCGCCGUGUGCUUGGAUGGGGCAAGCGCCUGUUUGCGCUGAAGGAGGAGAAGCCUAAAAUGUACUUCCUGUCUGUGAUCAGCAGCCUCUUGGUGGUGGCCUGGAUUGGACAGCAAGUCCAUAACCUCUUCCUCACAUAUCUGAUUGUGAGUUUCCUCCUCCUCCUGCCCGGCCUCAACCAGCACGGCAUCAUAUCCAAGUACGCAGGCAUGGCCAAGAGAGAGAUCAACAAACUCCUCAAACAGAAAGAGAAAAAGAAUGAGUAAAAGAAAGUGCUGAGAAAGAGGAAGACGGAUGGAAACAUAAAGAAUUGAGCUUUGCCCCUUCUCCUAACCCAUAACCUGUGCACAGAACAAGACCAAGUAAAGCACUGGCCAGUGCUCCAGCAUACGCCAGCCCCGCGCUGGACUGGGCCUGCAGAGUGAGCAGAAAUCAUGCUGGCAUUUCAUUAGGUUUCACAUUGCUGUUGGCUGUCUCUCCACACCGAUGAGUCUAGUUCACAUUAAUGACAUUUUCCCUGUUUAUGUUUUGUAGUCUUUAUGGAUCUGUGCAAACUCUUGUGGUGAAUAAUGUGCUUUAAAAGUUGUUCUCUCUCGGAGAGAGCAAGCCACUGAACAAUCACGCUGUAGCAUUGGAAGAUUAGAAGUAAGAGGACAUUGUUUAUUGAAAAGGUCAUUUUUAAGUGGACUGUAGCCUGCUCUUUGAUUUGGAUGGCUAUGAAACUGUUUCAUGUUCACCCUUAGUCAUAUCAGCUGAGACUUUUAGCUGAUUAUGUCUGUUUGUAGAUUGCACUGAAACUGUAGAGAUAACCAGAGUGAGAAGCUGUUGUCUGGUGACAUUUGAACUUGUGUGAGGGGUUUUGAGAACAUUCUGCUGUAUGCCUGCCCUCUGGACUUAGCUAUUUUAUCCUGGCUUCUGAUCCCCCUCAUACCUGCUGGUCACCGCUGUAAAUAUACACUUUCUCAAUGCUCCUUUUCUGUUUAUCUGUGUAUGUGUGUGCGUGUGUGUGUGGGUUUUUUUCUGUCUAGGCCAUGCCUAUUACCUGUCUACUUUCCUUCAUUUCAACUGUCACUCUGCUCUCUAUUAAAGUAAUAAAGUCUGGAUCAAACAGGUUCCAC
Chanos chanos (milkfish) is the source of this 1567-nucleotide messenger RNA. It is a transcript of the gene arl6ip1, whose product is annotated as ARL6 interacting reticulophagy regulator 1. The record is from RefSeq and is a predicted model, not a curated record. Gene Ontology annotation, biological process: cotranslational protein targeting to membrane. Lineage: Eukaryota; Metazoa; Chordata; Actinopteri; Gonorynchiformes; Chanidae. The coding region runs from base 104 to 715 and encodes 203 amino acids. The transcript has 6 exons. Gene Ontology annotation, cellular component: Sec61 translocon complex; membrane.